Drosophila nasuta is the source of this 1149-nucleotide messenger RNA. RefSeq lists its product as uncharacterized. Gene Ontology annotation, molecular function: DNA binding. The coding region runs from base 223 to 1149 and encodes 308 amino acids. Lineage: Eukaryota; Metazoa; Arthropoda; Insecta; Diptera; Drosophilidae. The record is from RefSeq and is a predicted model, not a curated record. The transcript is spliced from 2 exons.
UGUCGAUACAUCGAGGGUCUCUCUAUCCCAACUGUACACGAACUAAAAAUACACUUGUCGUUCAGGAUUAUUGAAGUUGUUCGAGCGAACCAAAUUCGGAGCGAUUCUCCAAUCCAACAAAAUACGCAAAACGAACCAGACAUUGAUAAACCAAAGCACAAAAUUGUAUUGUGUGUAAACAAAAACCGGACGCUUGCUGAACCAACGACCAACGUCAUAAAUAUGGUAGGCAGGAAUGCCAAAGCAUUGUCACAUUUCCACCGCCUCACCGAGUACGUUGUGCAAUGCAAGCAUUGUGAUAAGACGCUGUCAUCUAAACACACAUCCUCGAAUCUAACGCGCCACCUAAUUCGCAAUCACAAACUUCUCGCUCGCGCCAUAUUUGCCGGCGACGAGGGAAAAAUGCUGGCGGAACUGCGCGAGGAACUCAACGCAACCGAUGCGGAGCCCGAUCUCCAUUUGGGCGCAGAUGUCAACAUGGGAGAGCGCGAGACUAAAACUGCAGUACGCACCAUAAUUGACAAUCAGCAACAGCAGCGUCACGAGCAGCAACAUCAUCACCCCGAGAUGCGCAACAAAGUCAUUGGCAAAAACAACAAACUGUGGGCGCAUUUUGUGCGCAUUUCCGAGUUUAUGGCAAAGUGCAAGCAUUGUAGCAAAACGCUCUCAUCAAAGCAUUCGUCGUCCAAUUUGAUGCGACACAUUAUCCGGCGCCAUCACAAUUUCUCCAAAAAUCUUAGCUAUUCUCAACACAGUCUGAUAUCACCUAAGAAGGAGCUGUUAAAGGGCGAGGAGCGUCGUCAAGUCGAUCCAUUGGAAAAGGUGGACUUUGAUGAUGUCGAUAGCAUCAUUGAGAAGGUCACGGACCAUAUGGAUGAUGAAGAACCCUUCUAUGAAUAUGUGGUGGACAAUACAGAAAUGAUGGUGCCGCGACACUGUGAAGAAGAACCCUCCAAUCUGACCAAUUCCAUGGAGCAUCCAGGCGACACAAAUUCUCUGACGGAGCCCACUACACAAUUGGAUGAAAAGCUAAAGGCGGAGACCAUUUAUUACAAUGAGAUGGCUGAAUUGGCCAGGGCCAAGAGACGUUUGAUUGAUCUGCAGGCAAAGAAACUGUUACUGGACAUGAACGUAGUCGAUGACAAUUGA